Molecule: messenger RNA, 1142 nt
Organism: Saccostrea cuccullata (small rock oyster)
Lineage: Eukaryota; Metazoa; Mollusca; Bivalvia; Ostreida; Ostreidae
Exons: 5
Coding region: 32-997 (321 amino acids)
Source: RefSeq, a predicted model, not a curated record
CAGUUCCGUAUUAUUUCCAGUCGUUUUGUUGAUGACCCUACACGCCCCCGUUAAGGGGACGACAGAGGGGCUGUCGGCGGAGGAGAGGGAUCAGUUCUAUAACAACCAGGUCAACGGAGGGACAGUCACGGUCACGGAGUAUACCGACAAUUUUGUCGUCGAAGCAAAUGGACUUCCUGACCAUACUAUGAGCAGGAACACGGUAUCCCAAAACUUCCAGUUCACGUUCUACAAGCAACUAGAGUUUGCCUGCACUCCCGGGAGUUUACCGAAGGGGAUAAUUGCACUCACAAAGACUGGUGUCGCCAUCUAUAACCCGCUUACCAGUGAUAAUUUAAAUGCUGUGGAGGGCGGCAAUGUAGAGACAUUUGACCGAUGUAAUGGGCACGCUGACGCCAAUGGAGUUUACCACUACCACCAGUCACCAGGCUCAGAUGACUGUGGAGAUACCAACACAGAAGACUAUGACCAGUUUAUUGGUGUUGCCCUGGAUGGAUUUCCAAUUUACGGUCCCUACGCUUCCGACAAGGGUUCGGAGCCACUGACUGCAGAUGACCUUGACAUUUGUCAUGGUCGAAUGGUGGACGGAAAGUACCGAUACCAUUUGACCUCUGACUUUCCGUACGUCCUGGGGUGCUACUGGGGAGCUGAUGCCAGAAAUAACUCAAACAGAGUGUCUUAUUCAUGUGAUCUAAAUGUUGGAACAGAUCUGCCAGAAUACGGAUACCUAUGUUGCAAUGUCGACCAGCGCAAUGUGGACUCCACUGUCUGUUCCAGUUACCCCGGAACGGUGGACGUGACGACAGAUGACGGUGGUACAGAUGCCCCCACCCAGGCGCCCACCACUGCCGCCCCCACCACCGCAGCCACUACAACACAAGCCCCCAGAACCCGACGACCUAAGGGUGGACGUAGAUCCAGGGUAAACAAACCCGACCCAGCUAGAGAGGCUCACCUCAAAAAGUGGCUCCGACAGCUUCUUAAGGAGACCAAAUAAUUGUUUUUGUACAUAAAAUGUCAGAUCUGUAUCAGUGAGACCUAAGCUAUAGAGUACAUGUACAUUUUUAUUCCAUGUACAUUUUUAUUCCUAAUAGAUCAGCUCUAGAUACAUUACUUUGCCUGCAGAUUGAAUAUAAUAAAGA